AUGAUAGCUGCAGAUAAUAUUGAUUAUCGUCUUCAUCUACCUCCCUAUCGAUCACUUUUGAAUCCGAGUGCUCGCUAUGACUAUAAAACACACAAGUUGGUGCCUUUCAAUCCCAAUGAAUUAAAUCUGUUGGAUCCUACCAUGAGGGCUAGUCCCUCUACAUCUAGGACAUCAUUAAAAAAUCCCUCAUCUUCAUUUAAGAUGAAGUAUAGGUCUUUGUUGAGCGAUGUUAGUAGGAGCCUUUCCCUUAGGAUCAGUAACCCGUCUCUAAUAGGCAACCAGAGUAAUGUCAAGUUUCAGAGCCCAGUUCAUUCGACUGUGACUUUCAAGAGCAUGCCAGUUGAAAUAUUGGAUUUUAUAUUUAGCCUUAUCGACGAUGUUGAUGAUUACAGAAGAUGUCUCUAUACUAGCAAAUUAUUUUACCAAUUGGCAAAGCCAUAUUUUUACCAGGAUUUAUCAUUUACCUCGACCUACAGAUUUGCUCAAUUCAUAACAUACUUGAGACUCAACGUGAGCGUUGGCCAAUAUGUUAAGUCUAUUGACUUAUCAAAUAUCAGACCAGGCAAUUAUGAGGAGACAUUGAAUGAGGAAGAUGAAAGGGAAACUGACAGCAAGAUUGAUUUCAAUUCUGUAUUAAAGCUUCUCGCAGGAUGGAGGGAUUGGAAAUAUAAGACAAACCCAUUAUAUUCACUUCAUCCUCAUCCUUCUUCCUCGAAUCUUACCAAAGUUGCAUCUAAUUCUCAGAGUUCUGUUCAUUCGGGAAAAUCUAACUCAUCAAGUAAAUCCCUUAAAUUUGCAAAGCUGUUUAAAUUUAUGAAAUCAAAAAAACGUAGAAAUUCUCAAUGCAUGAGAGAAAACCUACAAAAAGUACCAAAAGUUGAAGUCGUUGACUUAUCAGAAUCAAAAGCAUCACAUCCAAAAAUUAAUAAGUUCUUACUAAAUUAUUCAUCCUCGAGGGACAUUCCAAUUGGAUACGUUCUUCAUUUGAUUAAUCUAUGCCCAAACAUUGUGAGUCUCGAUUUAGGCAAUCUUUCAAUCUCCACGGACUAUCGGAUAAAAAGAUCAAUGAUCUGCAAAUAUCAAACUUUUGAUAUCAUGAACAAUUAUCCCAAGGAAAUGAUCAAUAAAAUUGACAACAUAAUGACGCACAACCGUGAAGACAGUGGCUUUCAAAUGUUGCAUUUGAGGCAAAAUGAUUUGCACCAACCAACGUCUUCUGCAUCGUCCGUUUAUUCUAUCACUACAUUUUCAAAGCCAAUUAAAAAAUACAAUAGCUUACUUCCGCCUUUACCACAGACAGUAAGUGAUAUUUCAUAUCUUAAAAAGGGUGAUGGCGAGGUCUUCUUGAGUGACCUUAAUUUAAAGUCAAUAAAUAACAACUAUUUGAUUAGGUUGAAUGAGCACGAGUCAUUGUCAGCACUAAUUAAAAUGCAUGGAAAUAAGUCGCCUUAUCCGCACACUUUGAAAUAUAUCAAUUUAUCUUCGGUGAUUUGGUUGAAUAAGAAGCUAGUACAAGUAUUUUUGAGAAACUUUACGAGCUCCAACUUUGGGGAGUUUUUUAAAAGUCUCGACGAUCAUCAUUCAGAUGUCCGAAGUUUAUCGUCUUUAAAAACUGAUAUCAACCAUCAAGAUUUUUUUCGGGACCUUGUCGUAAACUUAACGGAUUCAGGAAUGUACAAAAAUCUUCAGUGGGCCCAAUUGAUCGAUUUCCGAACUUUUGAAGGAUGUAAAUUAGCAAAUGAAAUCAUAAAUGAUCAACUAAUCGAUGACUACGAACAAUACAUUAGGAGAGAGAGAAUGAGAAGAGGGAGAAUUGCUGAGAAUUAUCUCAAUUAG
Molecule: messenger RNA, 1836 nt
Organism: Priceomyces carsonii
Lineage: Eukaryota; Fungi; Ascomycota; Pichiomycetes; Serinales; Debaryomycetaceae
Exons: 1
Coding region: 1-1836 (611 amino acids)
Source: RefSeq, a predicted model, not a curated record